This is a messenger RNA of Mycena citricolor, 2629 nucleotides long. Lineage: Eukaryota; Fungi; Basidiomycota; Agaricomycetes; Agaricales; Mycenaceae. The record is from the annotation of a GenBank genome assembly.
AAAAGGUCACCCGCCCUGCCCUUUCCUUCGUGCUCAACGCUACCGCUUUCUUGGUUUUCGCGCUAUCAUGGACUAUGUAACUGCUAUCGACGCGGAUGUUCCAUUUCCGCAAACAAGUUCCGGGACUGUUCGCAGUCUCUCGCAUCAAAUAAAAGGACGCAUUAAUAUGCGUCGACACUUCAGACUAAGCUUCGACCCCCACGCGCCGGAUGACUCUGAUGAUGAGGAGGAGGAGGAGGAAGAAGAAAACGCGGGGGUCGUGUCAGAUGAGGAGGAGUACACGACGUCAGAUUCAGACAUGUCAUCGUCGUCUGCAGCCUCAGAGGCACGGACGCUGGAGGCAGCACAUGCUCCUUCACGCGAAAUGUCUCCAAACAUAUACCAGUGGAACAAACCGCGCACGGGCCUGCUCGAUCUUCCUCUGGAACUCAUCGAGCACAUUGCCACAUCCAUUCGCCAAUCGAGGAGCCUGUCUGUCAUGGACGCGGGGGCGUAUUUCGUCGCCGACAAGUACCACGACUUUGCCGAAGCGCGUUUUUCACUCAGCUCGUUGACGAAGGUCAAUAAGUUCCUACGCAGUGCUCUCGAGCGUCUAUUGUACCGAAACAUCCUCGUGGACUUUUCCAGCUGGAAAGGCCGCAAACACACAGCAUGGCCUGCUGGAUCGCUCGUGCUUCUUCUGCAGACACUGCACGAGAGGCCAGAGCUGGGCACCUAUGUCCACAUCGCAGCAGUCGACUUUCAGAACUGUACCGACGGGAAGCGCAUAGAGGAUGCUUUGCAGCUGUUCCUCCUUCGAUGUCCCAACCUCAACCACCUCUUUCUAUCUCAAUGCCCCGUUGCGUUCUGGACGUGGACCGCGCCUAUCUCCAGGCUCACUGGCUUUGCCACCGCCUUCGCGCCCGGAAUCCUGAUGACCCUGUUCCCCAGCUUAUCCUCGCUGCGAGAUCUGCAUUUACGCGACUGCCAUGUCAUGGCUUUGCAGGGUCCGCUACCCUCGCAUAACAUCAAGCGGCUUCGGCUGGACAGCAGCCACGAGGACGCAUCCGCACACUUCAAUCGCGUGUUGACGAUCUGCGCUGACUCCGUGACCGAGCUGCAAGUGCGCUUCAUCGGCGGGCUGCAGCUGCGCGCGCCCCGGUUUACCGAGCGCGCAUUCAUCCGCCCCGGGGGUGACAAGAUCCACACGCUGCGCCUGGACAAUCUCAGCGUGCUGUCGCAUCCCGCGUCCGGCUACGCGCAGCUGCUGCGCGAUAUGCCGGCCCUGGAACAUCUGCAUCUGUCCCAUCACGGUGUUUUCGCGCGGAAUGCAUUUCGGGCGCUGCCGGAUAGUCUCACGUCGCUGACCGUGAGCGAGUAUUACGGCCUGUGGGCCUCGGAGCACUCGAAGAAAGGCUUCGUUGCUGGCUUGGCGCAGAGUGUGUUGACCAGCGGGCUUCCGAUCGCCAGGGUCGAGGGAGCAAACGUCAGGAAGAAGGAAGAGAUGAAGCCGCUCAUCGACGCCUGCAGAGAGCGGGAGAUCCUCUUCGAGAAGAUCGGGAAAGCGGCCGCCGAUGAUUUCAUUCGUGUGAUAUUCGGACGGCGGAUUGUGUGGAAUCCGCUUUUCAUCGAUUCGGAGGCCGAUCCAGUAAAAGAAGACCCCGUAAGUGAGUCGGAUGACUCGGAAGAGGCUUGAAGUCAAUUUGCGACACACUCAUCACGCGACACCAUUCCUCUCUUCUCAUCCAUCAAGAAUCGUAUCGUUCGUUGGUUCGUACAAAACUUAUGUACAUACAGUGUUGUCAAAAGGGCUACAUAUCGUUAAUUACGCAAUGAUUAAAAUGCAUAGUAAGAUAAACAAGGUAAACAUGAUGUUGAUCGGACAUUAAUGGAUCCACCACAAAUUCAGAGGCGUUGGCGCAAGCGGCCGGAGACGCGCCCAGCCUUUGGGCUUGCUGAUCCCAAUGCGCCCGGCGUUCGAGCGCACGAGCAGGUCCAGGAACCGUGCAAAUGCUUUGCUGUCGGCCGACAGGCCCUGAACGCUCUUGGACGCCGAGACGACGAGAUCAGCAUCAGAUGGCGGGGAGGUGCAGCGGCUUGGUGCGCUGCUGCUGCUGCCGCCAGUCAACUCCCGUCCUAUGCCAGAGUUGGUAGAGCUACCGAAAGCAUCGGACUCCUCGUCGGAAUUAUCGGAGUCGCUCUCCCAGACGCUGGUCUGGGGCUCUGGAUCUUCGGCACCACCAGCCCGGGGCGGCCAGCAGCCGACGUGAUAACUGGCUCCGGUGGGAAAGCGGUACGCUUGCGGCGCUCGAUAAAAAGGGGGAUUAGAAGCAGCAGCAGUCGCGACAGUCGGGAUGAUUUCGUCGGAGUCGGAAUACAGCUCGGCUCGCCGAGCGCAUUGUGCCGUUUUGGAGAGGAUCAGGGUGGGUAUAUCGACGUCGCAGCAGACCGCGAUGGUGGUGAGGAAGAAGGGUUCCCACUGGGCAGAAGAAUCGUGUAUCUGGCGCAGCGACAUCAUAUAAGCAGACGCGCAGAGUAGCACGGAUAAUCCGACACGUACUUGGAAAGCUUGCAUGACGUGUGCAAAAAAGACAAAAAAGCCCGUAUACGAGGUGUAGAAGUAGGAUCAAAGAGCGAGAAGGUAUCGUGA